AUGUCAACAAAACAGGUUUUGUUGCUUCUUCCCCUCCUUUUCAGCGCCGGCUGGGCAUCUCCGGCGCGUAACCCUGCCGACCGUAACCCUGCCGAUCGUACGAAGCCUCUUAAACCCAUAGCGAGCAACAAACCAGGCAGCGGCGGCAGCGGCGGAAACAGCACAGGUGGCGGCGCGCCGACGCUUCCCUCGGGCUUCAAAAAGAUUGUCUUUCAGGAUGACUUUUCUACGCAGAAGGCUGGCGCCCUUCCCGACUCUUCAAAGUGGACCUUUGACGUCGGCACGAGCUACCCAGGAGGCGCCGCGAACUGGGGCACGCAAGAGAUUCAGACCUACACCAAGGACACCAAGAACAUUGCCAUAUCCUCGAGCGGAACGUUGACGAUCACCCCGAUCAAGAACGGCGAGUCUUGGACUUCGUCCCGUAUCGAAACCAACGCGGCGCAGGACUUCCAAUGCCCCGAGAAGGGCAAGAUGCGGAUGGAGGCGAGCAUCAUGAUCCCGGCUUCAGACCCUUCCACGCAAUCCGGAAUCUGGCCCGCCUUCUGGUCCAUGGGUUCAUCCUUCCGGACGAAUGUGACUUCGUGGCCGGGCGUGGGCGAGAUCGACAUGCUCGAGGUGUCCAACGGCGUUGGCACCGUGUUCCAAACGGCACACUGCGGCGUAAUCGACGGCGGCCCGUGUAACGAGAAGACCGGUCUCAGCUCCAGUGCCGAGUUCCCCCGCGGCGAGUUCGUCAAGGUUGCGUGCGAGGUCGACCGCUCUGGUGGCGGCGAUUUCAAGACCGAGAAGCUGAUAUGGUAUGUCAACGACAAGCCGACCAAGACCAUCACGGGCCAGGAGAUUGGCGAUGCGGCCUUUUGGAACAAUCUCGCCCGCACGCCCAAGAUGAUGCUCCUCAACGUUGCCAUCGGCGGUGAAUUCCCUGACGCCAAGGCCGGUACUAAGACGCCCAACGCCCAGACUGUCGGCGGUGAGACGUCCAGGAUGGAGGUCAAGUACGUUGCUGUCUACAGCACUUGA
Messenger RNA from Colletotrichum truncatum, 1023 nucleotides. Its product is annotated as carbohydrate binding family 6. The record is from RefSeq and is a predicted model, not a curated record. Gene Ontology annotation, molecular function: hydrolase activity, hydrolyzing O-glycosyl compounds. Lineage: Eukaryota; Fungi; Ascomycota; Sordariomycetes; Glomerellales; Glomerellaceae. Gene Ontology annotation, biological process: carbohydrate metabolic process.